CUUUAUAUAGGAAUUAAUCUUCUCGUCACAGUGGGAGAGCUCGGAGGGAGGGGGUACAUUUAUCUCUCCUGCUGAGGUCUAGAGUUGCAUUGCUGUGAUUAUUGGUGGUAGCAGUGUGCGUGUGUCUGGGGAUCUGUGUUUAGCUUCUUCGUUUCUUAAACAGCACAGGGGCAGCAGCCAGGCAAGUUGGCAGCUUUGCUUUCUGGCUGCAUUGUGUCUGCUGCUAGAAAGAGGGAUUGUGAGUGGGGAGCAGCAUGGCAGAACAAGAAGCCAGUGGCUUGCAAGUCCUUCUCUCCACCCUCCAGAGCUCCUGUGACAAGGAUGUUUUGCUGAACAUUCUCAGCGUCCUCACUGACCUGCUCUCUCUGGGGACUGGACGGAGAAUUCAGUAUGUGAUCAGCAAAGGGGGCAGUGAGGCCCUGCUGCAGGCCCUCAUCUCUGCUGCCUGCACCGAGCCCCCCGACCACAGCAUCCUCCUGCCCCUGCUUCGUCUCCUGGCCAGGGUUGGCCAACGAGAUAGGAAGUUUGGGCUGAAAGUACAGAAGGCAGAAGCAACUGAUGUAAUCCUGAGUUUGACAAGACAAAAUCUGGGCCACCACCUGAACCUCACCCACUGCCUCUGGGUCCUGCGCGUUUGUGCUUCCAAUGUUACUGCAGGAACCACGCUUGGCAUCAAUGGAGCUAUGGAGCUGCUUUUCAAAGUCAUCACCCCCUACAGCAAGCGACACAUCAGGACAGUCAGGGCAGCCAUUGAGGCUCUGGCAGCUUUGCUGAAAUCAAAAUCUAACAGCCGACGGGCAGUGAACAGAGGCUACCUGGGUGGAUUGCUGAGACUCUAUCAAGACUGGCAUCAAAAUGACAUCUCCAACAACUACAUCUAUAUUCGUAGGGGUCUCCUGCUCUGCCUAAAGCACAUCACCAACAUCCAGCUGGGCAGGGAGACUUUCCUUGGUUCCCGAGGUAUGGAGAUUCUCUUCACGAGUGUGCAGGACUGUUUAUCUUGCAAAAAUCUGGAUCCUAUCGUAACCACUGUGACUCAGAUUCUAAGAAAGUGCUACCCCAAGGAGCCUCUGCCUGUGGUGUCAGUAAAAAGUUCCUAUUCCUUCCCUCUUCCUGGGAAUGUCAAGACCGAAUCUCCAUGUGUGGGAUUUGAAGAUGACUGUGAAAGUGAUGGAGAGGAAGAGGUAGAGAAAGACCUGGAUAAAAGCGACGUGGAGAGUAAGGAGGAAGAUUAUGACUUGGAGACAGAUGUUAACAAAUUGAGGUCAAGGCCAGUACCUGACCGGCCAGAGGAAGAGCUUGGACAAUAUGAAGCAAUGUGCCUAGAACUUUUCCAUAAUUUUCAGGAGCUUCAAUCAGAGUCUGAAGAAGACAAGAGCUUGGAGGACAGGACUGAAGAUCUUCCCUCCACUCCUUCUCGUUUCAUUCCAAGUGACAAUUCUGUGAAACAUCCAAACUACAGAUGGAGGAACCAAAGUGCCACAGAGGCAGGACCAGAUCCAGGAGAGAAGAAUUUCAAAGUUCCACUACAGAGCUGGACAAACAAAGAGAAAUGCAGACAGGAUAUAAUUGAUGAAGAGAGAGACAUAGAAGCAAUCCAAAAUACAGACUCCCGUGAAGAGGAAAAUCCAGCCAAGAGUCACGUGUUUACUCUGCGCCCUCUCCCAAAAGAGACUGCUUGGUACAAAAAAACACUUAACCCUGAAAGUGAGGCUUCAACUGAUUCUAGUCCAGGAGAGAUACUCGAGACCUUAGACACAGUGACAAACCUGCUGGAGGAGCACCAAGAGAAUAUCCCAUUCCAUAACCCUCACUUCUAUGUAGCCAGGGCAAAAUGUAUCAAGUCCAUACCAGCCUACAAAGACUUGGCAUUCCCUGAUUUCUGGGGUCACCAGCCACCGCCCUGUGGCAAACCCAUGUUGGAGCGACAGUAUGGGGUUCAAAGGGACAAAGUACUGGAUGAUGUUCGCCGCUUAAUCCAGCCAUGUGAUGUGAUAGGCAGAACUGUUUAUGAUCUAGAUGAGCCCAGUCACUCAAGCCCAGGUGCUCCAGGCUGUCUGACAUUCUUCUCCAAGUUUGAAUCAGGAAACCUUCGCAAAGCCAUCCAAGUGCGUGAGUUUGAAUAUGACUUAAUUAUGAAUGCAGAUGUGAACAGCAACCAGCAUCACCAGUGGUUCUACUUUGAAGUCCGUGACAUGAAAUUAGCAGUUCCCUAUCGCUUCAACAUUAUCAACUGUGAGAAGUUCAACAGCCAGUUUAAUUAUGGAAUGCAGCUUGUUAUGUAUUCGGUGAAGGAAGCUCUCCUUGGCAGGCCUCGCUGGCUUCGAGCAGGGCAUGAUAUCAGCUACUACAAAAACCACUACCGCUGCAGCACAGCUGCAGGAGGAGGCAUGAGAGGAAAAUAUUACUACACACUCACUUUCAGCAUUAAGUUCCCUCACAAAGAUGAUGUCUGCUACCUGGCCUACCAUUAUCCCUACACCUACUCCACAAUGAUGGCUCAUCUUGACAUUCUGGAACAAAAUAGGAACCCCAAGAAGGUUUACUGGAGGAAGCAGACGCUCUGCCAGACGCUAGGAGGAAAUCCAUGCCCAUUGCUCACAAUCACUGCCAUGCCAGAGUCUAAAAAAAGCGAUGACUUGGAACAGUUCCACAGUCGUCCAUAUGUCUUUCUAAUGGCCCGUGUUCACCCUGGAGAAAGCAAUGCUAGCUGGGUUAUGAAAGGGACCCUAGAAUUCCUUGUGAGCAACGAUCCCAUUGCUGAUCUCCUGAGGAAAUGUUUCAUUUUCAAGAUUGUCCCCAUGCUCAAUCCUGAUGGAGUCAUCAAUGGCAACCAUCGUUGUUCCUUGAGCGGGGAUGAUCUGAACAGACAGUGGUUGAAGCCCAGUUCCCAGCUUCAUCCAACUAUUUACCACACCAAAGGUCUUCUGUACUAUCUGCGCAGCAUUGGCCGGGCUCCUCUGGUAUUCUGUGACUACCAUGGCCACUCUCAGAAAAAGAACGUGUUUCUCUAUGGUUGCAGUAUCAAGGAGACCUUGUGGCAAGCAGGCUGCACGGUUGACACAGCAGUCAUCACAGAAGAUGUUGGCUACAGGACUCUUCCUAAAAUCCUGGAUAAAGUGGCCCCUGCGUUUGUCAUGAACAGCUGCAGCUUCCUGGUAGAGAAGUCCCGGGAGUCAACGGCGCGGGUCGUGGUGUGGCAGGAAAUGGGUGUGUUGAGGAGCUACACCAUGGAGAGCACGUACUGCGGCUGCAGCCACGGUCUCUACAAAGGCCUGCAGCUGGGAACUCAAGAGUUGGAGGAGAUGGGAAGCAAGUUUUGCCUUGCUCUGCUCAUUCUGCAUCUCAAAUCCUUGCCCUGCAGCAAGAAGGUGAUGGACCAGGCAGCGCUCCUGCUGGAUCUGGAUGAGGAGAUAACAGACCGAGCACAAAGGAUGAUCCCCAAAGCCAAGCUGAACACUAAUGUAUUCCAAAACUGGAAGCAAUCAUGCCUCAAGAAACAGCUAAUACCAACAGAGCAAAAACAACUGGGAGAGAUCGUACAGCUAAAACCGUAUUUAAAAAAUUAGCGCUUGCUAUAAGGUGAUUUGUUUCAUUAUUGAAAUGUUGGGUGUUUUCCUACUACCUAUGAACGUGAAGCAGAGCUGCGGUGUGACUGGCCAGAGGCCACAGCAAUUUUCUACCUCGCAGCCCUGAAUGGCAGCUUCUGGUCCCAGGCCUCCAAAGAGCUCUGCUCUGUUCUUUUUCUCCUCAGUAUGGACUUGCAUAUUUCCAGCCAUCCUCAUCAUAGCUAUUUCAUGCGGUUCAGCUAAUGCUUCCAAGUCUCUGAUUUAUAUCCGUUUUCCCCAGUUCUGCCCCUCCAGCGAUUCUCAGUUCUACUAAAUCCUGCCCUGUGACAUUGCCAGUUCUUUCAGUCAUGAAAACUCCUUUGGGUGAAGAAAGCGAACACGCAGGUCUGAGGCAAACAAAAACCCAAAUGGGAAUAUCCCGAGAUUGGCAAACUUAUUCCCUCUAUGACUCCAAAGGUGAAAGGGAGAUGCAUUAGCCUGCCGUGCCACCUGGCCUCUGCUGUGAAUCAGAUGGUGCUGUAAUGACAUGUAAUAUGCACGUGCCUCAGAGCUGGGAGAGCAGUGCAGGGACAAGGGGCAGUCUCCAAAAGGAACAAUGCCAUUCCUUUCCUCCCUUACGCCUUAUGUCUUCAUGUGCCAGAAGCUGCUUAUCCCCCAGGCAUCUUGACUUGCCUGCUUCAAUAAAUAAAAAAUGUGCCAGGCAGUUACAACGGUGCUAAUUGCUGAUAGCUCUCUAUUGAUCCAUCCAUUUGGCGGCUCUGAUUACAGAGUGAUACUUCCAUCUAAUCACAGCUGUGGCAGCCAGAAAAAAGAGCCUGGGCUCAUAGCUUUGAAACGGUACGGUGUUCUCGAGCUUUCCAGCCAUUCUUCUGAACGAGCGCUUUAGUGCAUGAAAAGAGAAUUUUCUGCUGCGUUGUCAGGUGUGGCUUCUUGGAAAGAAAUGAUGCUUUAGUGAAACUCUGCAGGUCUGAGCAGCAUGCAGAGCAGAAACAGUGAGCUUGGAGAUACCGAUGGCAGUCCCACCUGGGUGAAGCCUUCCAGGAGCUGGUUAUCAGACGUGGACUGGAACUGUGGACCUUCCUGCCCUGCCGCUUAGACAGUCCUCGUGCAGUGAGCUGGCUGAUCAGCUAGACACCACCUGAUCUUGCAAAAGACUGGGAGAUCUUUGAAGGGCUCUACAGCCAGCACAUUGCAGCUACUUGUAGCUGCGUAGCAGGGAAGCUCAUACCUUACUGCAGCAGAAGCUGCUGUAGCAGCUGAAAUGGAAGGAAACGCACUACAUUAUUUUGAAGGUGUCCCGAUGAAUUAUGGAUAUUAAAAGUGACUCUUUGGCUCAGGUAUAUUUGACUGCUUGGGCACUGUCUGACAUUCAAACUGUGCACAAAUGUUCCCUUACUGUUCUCUUCCUGUUGCUUUUCUCCACAGCACUGAUAGGUCCCUUGGUUGCUGUUGGCCUAAGGUCUGAACAAAGAUGUUCUCAUUUCAAACACAGAUAGAUUAUGUUUUGCCCCAGGGGCCUGGAAUACAUAACUAGAGCUGGUUGACAUUAGCUGAAUGGGAAAAAUUGUAUCAGAAAAUGGCCUUUUUAGAAAAUGAAUGUUUUUGUUAAGCUGGAAAAGAUUCUUUGCUUCCUCCUCUCCCCCCAUCCCCCCCCCCCAAAAAAGUUAUUUUUUUGUUUGUUUGUUUUGCAGAUAUUUUAAGCAAUUCAUCUCAUUCAUUUAUUGUCUUGUAUUUUUUGGUUGUUUCUACACGUGUCCUUGGAAAUCCGUCUGUGAUUGGGGUUAUUUUCCUUUGUCCACAUGUUCUAUCACUGGACACUUAUUUUUUCCUCCUGCGUGUAUAAGACCAUGUUGCCAUUGUACUUCUUUCUCUUUUGCCCUUUUUCCUGGCAUGAGAGCUCUCCCUUUUUUUUUCCUUUCUGAUUAUUUAACACUUCAAUCCUUUCAUAUUGGCUUGGUAGACAGCUGCUGUAUUUUUUCUUUCCGCCUUUGUGUUCAGCCGUUGUAUUUCACUUGGCUUUGUGUCACACCUUCAGCCAUUUGCCACACCUUUGUACUUCUGCUUCUUUGAGUCGCUUUCCAUUUGGAGUGUUUGAUUGUGGUCAACAUUCUGUUUUUCUUCGAACAUUAAACUCCCUGAAGCAUCAAAUGUAUUUUUAAAUCUGUGAAGAAAAAAGCAAUUAAGAUCCUGUAGGAAAACAAACAAGCAACAACACAAACAGCAUCAAAAUGACAAUUAUGACAAUUUACAAUUACAUUUUAGAUACUUGUGGCUAUUGACUGUAGACUGUCCUGAGAGAUAAAACUUGACCGAGAAAAAUAAAAGGGAAAGACUGAAUGAAUAGAAUUGUCUAAAAUCUCUGAAGAAAAUUGAGAUUUUUUUUUUCCUCUUGAUUGAUAAAGGAUCUUCACAUGCUUAAACUGUAUUUGACUUAAUGAGACACAUUCAGAAGUGACUCUAACUGAAUUUAAUGAGUUCAGGUCUGUUAAUUUCACUGGCUUUCUCAACACAUUAGUGGGAUGUAUUUUAGAAUCAGGUUCUCUCCCACUUGUUUCCCUGUCGCUCACACCUACU
Messenger RNA from Anas platyrhynchos (mallard), 6143 nucleotides. It is a transcript of the gene AGBL1, whose product is annotated as AGBL carboxypeptidase 1. Gene Ontology annotation, biological process: C-terminal protein deglutamylation; proteolysis; protein side chain deglutamylation. The record is from RefSeq and is a predicted model, not a curated record. Gene Ontology annotation, molecular function: zinc ion binding; metallocarboxypeptidase activity. NCBI's taxonomy places the organism in Eukaryota, Metazoa, Chordata, Aves, Anseriformes, Anatidae.